Molecule: messenger RNA, 751 nt
Organism: Paramecium sonneborni
Lineage: Eukaryota; Ciliophora; Oligohymenophorea; Peniculida; Parameciidae
Source: the annotation of a GenBank genome assembly
UAUUAUUUAGAAAUAAUAAAAUAUAAAAUAAUGAAAUUUAAGCUCCUUUUUGUGAUUUUAGUCCUAUGUAGUACAUAGGAUAUGCCAGAUUAAGAAUUUCCAAAAAAGACACCAGUAAUUAUGCUAAAUGAUAAUAAUUGAGAUGCAAUAACACAUUUAGGUAAUGAGGGAUUAGAAAAACCAUGGUUUAUUUUCUUUUGGGCUCCAUGGUGUAAAGGAUGUCAUAGAAUAGUUAAAAUUUGGGAGGAAAUGGUUACUAAUUAUAAUGGUACAAUAAAUAUUGGAGCUAUAGAUACGUAAGAAUAAAAGUUAAUAAAGAUAUAAUUAAGAACUUAUUGGUGAUAGGAUUGGUAUAACUAAAUAUCCAACCUUUGUAUUUUUUGAUACUGAUAAUAAGAUGUAUUUCUAUAAUGGUAAAUCUCUAUUCAAUCAUUAGAAUCUACAAACAUAGGUAAUUUUACUUAAUUUUUUGAUGAAAAGAAAUAUCUUCAUCUAGAACCUUAUGGCACUCCUAAAGAAAUUGAUCACUUUAAAAAAUGGUUAAGAAGUAUAUUUUCAUUAAAAAUGGUAAUCGAUUUUACUAUUAUUCAGGUUCCUGUAUAUGUGGUUGUUGCUAACAUCAUUAUGCAUUUAUGGCAAUAAGUAAGAAAAAAAAGAUAAAUCAGAAGCAAAAAGAGUAAAAUUAGAAUUAUAUAGAAAAUUAUUAGAGCAAUAAGAAAGAGAGUAGUACUUCAAGAUAAAAAGAGAUUGA